AUGCCACCAUCGGCAAAAAGAGCCCAGCGGGCCCGCCGCGACUUGCGCAGAGACAAAGACGUAACCGACCCUGUUGAUGUCGAUGAUUCCUCUCCGAGCCGCCCGGCCAAACGUCGCAAGCGCACUCGGUCCUCAGACCCCGCAGACUCGAGCAUUCUGUCCGGCGCAACCUUGCUAUCUCAGACACGCGAUGUCGACGACCCUCCAAGCACCGACGACGACCACGUUGUCUCUCAAGUUACUCAACAACUGAAAACCCAGUCUGUCCAAGCCAGCAAGGAUCAUGCUAAUGCAAUCCACGAAGCCAACCGCGAUGGCGUCAAAGCCUAUGCGAAAGUGGCAGCUCAAGACUGGACUUUUUACAUAACAAAACUAGCCGUCAAUAUCGGUCGCGCACCGGAGAUUUCUCAUGCCGACGACGAAGGAGAAGACGAGGCCCACGUUCAUAUCGACCUAGGUCCUAGUAAGAUGGUAUCACGCGAGCAUGCCUCCAUCUGUUUCGACUCUAAGGAUGAAAAGUGGAUUCUUCAAAUCAAGGGCCGCAAUGGCGCAAAAAUUGAUGGACAGCCUCUUAAACCUCGAGCCUCACAUGCUCUCACGUCGGGCGAGGUUAUUGAGAUUGGGAAUGUUGAAAUGAUGUUUGUGCUCCCAUCUGAGAUAUCUCCUCUACAUGUUCACCCGAUGUUUUUGCAACGGUGUGGACUGAGUUCAGAUGCGGCACAGGUCCUUGCACCUCGACGCCAGCCACUCAUCGCUCCCGCUCCUGCGGAUUAUAAGCGGCCAGGAACUCCGCCAUCGACCCAGAGACGGGGAAACAUAACAGCCAAGUCUCCGAGUGUCAGCACUCCAGCAGUAUUGAUUGGUGCGAAUGGCGUAGAUCUGAGCCAUGACGACAACCAGCAUAUCAAACCGCAAUAUAGCUAUGCUCAGAUGAUUACACAAGCCAUUUUGAAUGCUCCAGAUGGAAAACUCAAUCUAAAUGGUAUUUACACCUUUAUCAUGAACAGUUACUCGUACUAUCGACAUCAACAGGCCGCUGGCUGGCAGAACUCCAUACGGCACAACCUUUCUCUUAACAAGUCAUUUGAUAAAGUAGCAAGGUCUACGGAUGAACCUGGAAAAGGCAUGAAAUGGCAAAUUGUCUCAGAAGCGAAAGAUGAAAUGACCAGAAAUGCCUAUAAGAUCGGUCGUGGGGGCCAUCGAGGGUCAUCCGCACCGUCAUCACCAAAUCAGCUCAACUACAUCACCCAAGGGCCAAAGGAUAUGGCAUCCAGGGAUCCAAGUUCCGCUCGAAGGCGACGGGCAUCGCCUAUAACCUCGCCGCCCCCACGAUCAUCACUCCGGGAUGCACAAUCAACGCCUCGGCAGGGUUCGGAGAGGGGCAUCUCUCGAAACGCCAGUUUCACAGCAGAUGGCAGCCCUCUUCCCCGGCAUCGUAAAUCAACAAAUACCGCGCCUGAUUCUUCCUUCUCAACUUUCAACCCGCAAUCUCCUACACUUACGUCGUCCUAUCUGCAGGAUGACGGCGCAUCGUUCGUAACCCCAGCUCCUCCACGCAUUCACCCGAAGCUGGCGCCCCCAAGUACCGCACAGCGGCCGAGCCAGCAUAUGCCCACGAGCUCACCAGCCCCAUUCUGGAAGUAUGCCGACAUUGGUAGCACACCACUCCGACCAUCCGCUCCCUAUGAGUUUAGUCCGUCGAAAGUUGCUGGUAGUAUGCCGCCUCAAAGCAGUAGCCCACCGCGUGCUAGUAAAUCGCCACCGAGUAGCCCCUCUAAGCCCCAGAGGCUGCCAGCCGUAGAAGGUACCAAGCAAGAAAGCGACGAACCAGACGAUGUUGAAGAGGGCCAAGGAUUCGAUUUGACAAAGUAA
Molecule: messenger RNA, 1872 nt
Organism: Pochonia chlamydosporia 170
Lineage: Eukaryota; Fungi; Ascomycota; Sordariomycetes; Hypocreales; Clavicipitaceae
Product: forkhead transcription factor Fkh1/2
Exons: 2
Coding region: 1-1872 (623 amino acids)
Biological process (GO): regulation of transcription by RNA polymerase II
Molecular function (GO): DNA-binding transcription factor activity, RNA polymerase II-specific; RNA polymerase II cis-regulatory region sequence-specific DNA binding; protein binding
Source: RefSeq, a predicted model, not a curated record